Molecule: messenger RNA, 3650 nt
Organism: Suricata suricatta (meerkat)
Lineage: Eukaryota; Metazoa; Chordata; Mammalia; Carnivora; Herpestidae
Gene: FUT4
Product: fucosyltransferase 4
Exons: 1
Cellular component (GO): membrane
Molecular function (GO): alpha-(1->3)-fucosyltransferase activity
Source: RefSeq, a predicted model, not a curated record
GCGCUGGCGGCCGCCGGCCUGCUGUGCACCGCUCUAGUCGCCCUCUCCUGCUGGAGGCAGCUGCCGCCGCUGCCCUGGGCAACGCCCGCCCCGCCGCGGCCGGUGAGCGUGCUGCUGUGGUGGGAACCCUUCGCGGGGCGCCACAGCGGCGCGAGGCCACCCCCGGACUGCUGGCUGCGCUUCAACAUCAGCGGCUGCCGCCUGCUCACCGACCGUGCGGCCUAUGGGGAGGCCCAGGCGGUGCUUUUCCACCACCGUGACCUCGUGAAGGACCCCCGGGACUGGCCCCCGCCCUGGGGCGGCCGGGUGCUCGGGGCAGACGAGCUGGAGCUGCGGGUGUUGGAUGAUGAGGCGGCGGCGGCGGCGGCGGCCGAAGCCCUGGCCACGUCGGGCCUCAGGCCCCCGGGCCAGCUCUGGGUGUGGAUGAACUUCGAGUCGCCCUCCCACUCCCCGGGUUUGCGGAGCCUGGCGGGGAACCUCUUCAACUGGACCCUCUCCUACAGGGCCGACUCGGACGUCUUCGUGCCUUACGGCUACCUCUACCCCAGGACCCAUCCCAGCGACCAGCCGCUAGGCCUGGUCCCGCCGCUGGCCCGGAAGCGGGGGCUGGUGGCCUGGGUGGUGAGCCACUGGGAUGAGCGCCAGGCCCGGGUCCGCUACUACCACCAGCUGAGCCAGCACGUGUCGGUGGACGUGUUCGGUAGGAGCGGGCCUGGCCGGCGGGUGCCCGACGUUGGCCUCCUGCACACAGUGGCUCGCUACAAGUUCUACCUGGCCUUCGAGAACUCGCAGCACCUGGAUUAUAUCACCGAGAAGCUCUGGCGCAACGCGUUGCUGGCCGGGGCCGUGCCCGUGGUGCUGGGCCCCGACCGUGCCAAUUACGAGCGCUUCAUACCCCGCGGUGCCUUCAUCCACGUAGACGACUUCCCUAGUGCCUCCUCCCUGGCUGCCUACCUGCUCUUCGUCGACCGAAACCCUGCAGUCUACCGUCGCUAUUUCAACUGGCGCAGGAGCUACGCCGUGCACAUCACCUCCUUCUGGGACGAGCCUUGGUGCCGGGCCUGCCAGGCUGUGCAGAGCGCUGGGGACCGGCCCAAGAGCAUCCGCAAUUUGGCUCGCUGGUUUGAGCGGUGAAGCCGUGGUGUAACCCAGGGAGGUCGGAUCCUCAGCUCUUUGAGCCUCAGCUGCGCGUCUUCUUGACUGCUAAAUCAUGGAAUCGAGUUUUCCAAACACCCAUUGUUACUCUAUGGGGGAAAGGUGAUUUACCAGUUAAUAUUAUUCAGGAUAAAGACAGGGUAGGAAGGAUCCCUGGUUCUCAUGGGGUCUUAUUUGCACAGCUAGCAGUUGAGCUCCGUCUGCUGUAGGCCGGCAUCAGUGUUGAGCAGUGAGGGGAGCCCUUAAUCACCUUGUAACGGAGGUGAAGCAAUAGCUUAACUACCAGAAGUUUUUGAGUCGGUUGCUCUGACUUUCCUGACUUUCCUCGUCUGUCACGGGCCAUAUUUGUGGCUUGUGCUGAAUCCAAACACACUGCUCCUUGAUUCACAUUUCACUGGGUGAGUGUGCAGCAAGCCCUGGGUUCCAGAAAGAGCCUUGUUGUGGAAUAGUGAAAGGACUGUGGCCACAAAUGGGUCUUUCUCUCUGAUGGUUGGAUUCCUUAAAGCCUCAUCUCCUAAAAACAGUGAGGAGGGUGGUCCAAUAAUCCAUGAACUGUUCCCUAACAAGUACUGUUUGUUCUCUGUCCUGUGAGGGCAAAGAAGAUGCUAGAUUGUCCUUGGAAAAGAUUUACGAUGAAUAUACAGGUGUACCUCACUUUACACACAUGUAUUUUUGAAAAGCUGCUUUUAAGUCAAAUCCCCAAUUAACUGCUUUAGGAGAGGUCAGUAUUUAGUGCAGCCCUCUGGAGAAUCCCUUUACAAUGUGAAUAAUCAUCUCCUAACUUAUUUCCUCUGUGUCUGUUUUUCUAUAACCGAAUUUUUUAAAAGUGUAUUAAAAUUAGAGAUGUGAAAAAAAAACUGAAGCAACCUUCUUCUCCCCUCUGCCUAGAAAAGCAGCCUGUGUUUACAAACAGAACAGAAGGAAGCCACAGUGCCACUUUCCAUAAAAUUAUUUGUUCUUAUCGUUUUACUGGAUCUGAAAGUUAAGCAAGAAAGUACAGCUGGCAGUACCUGUCUGCAGGACAGAGAAAGAGCUUGUACUGCAAUAUGGAAUAAUGCAAAAGGAAAAAAGUUUCAUGGUGUCUGUUAAUGGCCAUUUUUGUUUCUGUCAGUUUUUAAUUAAACGUCUAAUUGUUAGGGACUGGAACUAAGUUAGUGCCUGCAAUGAGCCGUGACUUUUAAAAUAUAAACCUGCCAUUCUCCCCGGGGCCAGCUGGUCCCCACUCUGGUCUAUAUAGUAGUACAUCCAGUAUGGCCUCACAUUUCUAGUGCCCUUGGGCCGGUGCCGUGGGCCAACUUUGAAAAUAUAUGCAUUGACUUGGAAAGUUGUUGAACUAAGCAGCAUAUUUCCUAAGAGUCAUGCGUGCCUACUCUGUGCCAAACACUGGGCUUGGGGUUUAAGGAGAGACACAUAAAUGUGUAGGACAAGGUUCUUUUCCUUAAGGCUGUUAGAAUCUGUCCUUGCCAACAGGUAAAAUAGAACUUUGAUAAAUCAAUUGGCAGAACCUAUUUGUUUAAAGUAACAUUCUUUAAUACAGGGCACAGGCCAAUUAUUAGAAAGCCGGUUGAUUAUAGCCUCAAAUAAUGGUUUAAUUUUCUCUUUUAUUAUAAUAAUCACCCUCAGUGACUGAUUAUUGUAGGUAUGGUCUAAGGUUAAUUAGGUUUAUAUAAAGUUGUGCUGUAAACUGUAAUUUUGCUUUUGAUUAGGACAAUUAGCUGAAUCAUAAAGUAAGUUUUAUCUCUGUGUAUUUGUUGCAGACUUGCUUAAAAAGUUCACUAAAAUCCAGGCACUUCAAUUUUUUUCCCUUAAAAGGAAAAAUUAAGGCCCAUGGAUAACAUUUCCUUAUUAAAAUAUUAUAGUGUGGGUGGAAUUACAAAGUAUCAGUCAACCAAUAAAGACAAAGGAAAAAUUCUCUUCUUAUAAUGAGGAUUUAUGAGAUAUUGGCCAAUGAUCUUGCUGUUGCUGAGAAUCUACAUGGGCAGUGGGAAGUGGAUUUUGAAGGUAAUCUGGCUUGAAUUCCAGCUGUGUGACCUCUGCAAAUUAGUAAUAACUUUGAAGGGCGCCUAGGUGGCUCAGUCAGUUAAGCCUCUGACUCCCGAUUUCAUCUCAGGUCAUGAUCUUAUGGUCAAUCAAGUCCCGCAUCUGGCUAUGCACUGGGCAUGGACCCUGCUUAAGAUUCUCUUUCCCUCUCUCUCUCUCUGCCCCUCCACUGCUUGCACUUGCUCUCUCUCUUCCUAUAAAAUAAUAAUGACAACGACAACAACAACAACAGACUUGAGCCUCAGAUUCCUUAUCUGUAACAUGGGGAGGGAAAAUACUUUAUCCUUAUUGUGAGCAUUUCAGGAAGUAAAAUAAGUAAAGGAGCUUAACACAUAGCAGUCACUCAAUUGGUAAGAGAGAUGUUUUCAAGGUGCCUCCAUAUCCAUUUGUAUGUCUAAAUUUAAAUCUCAACCUAUGUUUCAAGAUAUAUCUCAAAUAAAGAGGAAAGGGCCUCA